Messenger RNA from Trichoderma harzianum CBS 226.95, 1714 nucleotides. RefSeq lists its product as hypothetical. Gene Ontology annotation, biological process: regulation of DNA-templated transcription. The record is from RefSeq and is a predicted model, not a curated record. Bases 118 to 1689 code for a protein of 523 amino acids. The transcript is spliced from 3 exons. Gene Ontology annotation, molecular function: DNA-binding transcription factor activity, RNA polymerase II-specific; zinc ion binding. NCBI's taxonomy places the organism in Eukaryota, Fungi, Ascomycota, Sordariomycetes, Hypocreales, Hypocreaceae.
GGGAAUCACUGUUGGCACUGCAUCUCGAACUCAUUACCACCUUCGGCUUUCUCAUAUUGAGGAAUACCAUUAUUGAGAGACCACGAAUCAUACUACAGUUGCCCUUUCUUCGUGGAAAUGGUGUAUCGUGGCCGUCUGUCUAGUGCCUGCAAAUUAUGUAGAGCCAAGCGGCGAAAGUGCGAUGAAACGCGUCCGUCGUGCAGUCAAUGCACGAGAGCCGGUGCAGUUUGCUCGGAUUACCGAGACUUGAGUCUGCUGCAGGUUCACGACGAGACUGCUACGGUGGCUCAGAAGGCACAUACACGGAAACGUCUAUCGCAUCGUCUGGAUUCUGCACUCCAGCCGUGUUCGGUCAAUCCCACAGCUGAAGAUUCAAAAUCCGAGUCAUCCUAUGAUCGCCAAGAAUUCACAGCUAUCUCCCAAUUAUCUGAGGAAUUGGGUUCCUCAAUCACGAUAUCGUUAUCCAGUGAUAUAGAAGGUCUAGCUUUCAGCUUCUUUAUGAAUUCCCCCAUCGCUCUAAAUUCGUUCUCUUACUUACCGAAACACUGGAAAUCUCUGGAGCUGUGCGAUAACUUGCAUUCUUGCGUAAAGGCAGUGUCUUUAGCCAUGUUGUGCUUUGAGCUUAAACGUCCUGUAAUAUUAAGACUGGCAAAAAAAUAUUAUAUUGAGGGCCUAGCAAGCACCAACAGAGCUUUAACCUCAACACAAGAGGCUGUGUUGGACACGACACUACUUUCGGUCCUAUUGCUCAGUACAUUCGAGGCAGCAAUAUUUUGGGAGCAUCGCUCACCCACAGCGUGGACUGCUCAUGUCCAGGGAUCUUCGCUCCUUCUUCAGCUGAGGGGCAGACAACAGAUGCAGACAAGGCUCGGUCAGGAUUUGUUUGUACAUACAAGUACAAAUAUUCGACUGUCGUGCAUUCAGAACUCGCUUCCCAUUCCAUCAAAUUUUACUGUAUUGAAUGCGCUGGUAGCCAUCGACGCGAACCAAUGCAAUUUAAGCAGCCAAUUGGGUUUGUUGUGGGAUCGAUUUGUAAGUCUCAGAACAUGGGCAGAUGGUAAAGAAGACAUGGACGCCCUCAUUUCUUGGAUUGAACUCGGGCAAGAAAUCGACGGUCUGCUGCAUAGAAUGCACACAGUCUCACCAUAUAACUCUGCAGGGACACACAACUUUCACAUAAUGACUUACAAAGGAAUGGGUCGCCAAUAUCCUUCGCAUACUGUGGCAUGCCAAUGGAAUGUGUUACGCAUAUUUCGAUUGUCAGUCAAGGAAGCGGCUGCCUCUACAUACUCCGCUCUGCGUGCGACCAGGUCGAAUAGUCCAAACAGAACAGAAGCAAUUCAUGUGACCUGGGUUCCUGAGCAUCUGACUCAAAGCACAGACACCGUAGCCUUGAUCGAUGAGGUACUAGCUUCAAUGGCUUUUAUGCUGGCCAAUCUCGAGGCGCUGUCUUUGCAUUCUGUCCGGUCUAUGAUGUGGUCACUCGUCGGAGUCAGCCGCUCCACAUUUGCUCCGGAGCCUGCUAGAAUUUAUUCGAAAGCCAUAUUGAAUGUAUUACGAGCCCAUUUUCUGUCACCUAACACGCCCUUUACGGCCUCGGAGACUGAAUGGCCCUUAGUUGGUCAUGACUGGCUUCAUAUCUCGUUAAUGCCGAAUUUAAUACCUGAGUUUCCACCACAAGUAAAUUGACAGAGUCGCCUACAGGAGGAUCCAC